This is a messenger RNA of Mesoplodon densirostris (Blainville's beaked whale), 1044 nucleotides long. Its product is annotated as olfactory receptor 13C4-like. Gene Ontology annotation, molecular function: olfactory receptor activity; G protein-coupled receptor activity. Gene Ontology annotation, cellular component: membrane. The record is from RefSeq and is a predicted model, not a curated record. Lineage: Eukaryota; Metazoa; Chordata; Mammalia; Artiodactyla; Ziphiidae. Gene Ontology annotation, biological process: G protein-coupled receptor signaling pathway.
AUGCCUAUCCAAGAAAUUUGUUACAUUUGUUGUUAUUUGGCAGUGAAAAUGUUUUAUGGGUAUUCCUUUGACAUCCUGAAAGGGGACAUGGAUAGAAUAAAUAAGACAUGUGUGAAAGAGUUCAUUCUUCUGGGACUCUCUGGUUACCCCGAACUUGAAAUUAUUUUCUUUGCUCUAAUUCUAGUUAUGUACCUAUUGAUUCUAAUUGGCAAUCAUGUUCUGAUCAUAGCAAGCGUCUUUGAUUCCCGUCUUCACACUCUCAUGUACUUCUUCCUGUGCAACCUCUCUUUUCUGGAUAUCUGCUAUACAUCCUCCUCUGUUCCCUCAACUUUGGUGAGCUUAAUCUCAAAGAAAAGGAAUAUUUUCUUCUCUGGAUGUGCAGUGCAAAUAUUCUUAGGAUUUGCAAUGGGGUCAGCAGAGUGUUUCUUCCUUGGCAUGAUGGCUUUUGACUGCUACAUGGCCAUCUGUAACCCUCUGAGAUACCCCAUCCUCAUGAGCAAGGUGGUGUAUGUACUGUUGGCUUCUGUGUCAUGGCUGUCUGGCAGAAUCAACUCAAUUGUGCAAACAUCUCUUGCCAUGAGAUUGCCUUUCUGUGGUAAUAAUAUUAUCAGUCAUUUCUUAUGUGAGAUACUGGCUGUCCUCAUGCUAGCUUAUGCUGAUAUAACCCUCAGUAUUGUUACCCUAGCAGUGUCAAUUAUGGCUUUCCUGGUUCUUCCCCUGCUGGCCAUUUAUUUCUCCUAUAUGUUCAUCCUCUACACCAUCUUCAGAAUGAACUCAGCCACAGGGAGACGCAAGGCCUUUUCCACCUGUUCAGUGCAUUUGACGGUGGUAAUUAUGUUUUAUGGUACCAUCUUCUUUAUGUAUGCCAAAUCCAAGUGUCAAGACUUCCUUGGACAAGACAAUUUGCAAGCUAGAGAAGGACUUGUUUCCAUGUUUUAUGGGGUAGUGACCCCAAUGCUAAAUCCUAUAAUCUAUAGCUUGAGAAACAAGGAUGUAAAAGCUGCUGUGAAAUAUUUGCUGAGUCAGAAAUCUGUUAACCAAUAA